AUUGGUCCAACGAUCAACAAAAAAGUGACCUGUGAACUCAGUAAUUCAGAUCACUUGCGGCACCCAGAAGAUCUCAAACCAAGAAAAGACUGGAUCUACAGAGGCACACAGGUAGGACGUACAAUGGCUCAACCCAACUUUAAGAAUUCACUAUCACUAUGUAGUAACGAUUUGCUUGAAUUUUAUUUUAAAACGGUAUCAGUUAUAAAGUUAAUGGAUCUACUGGAGAUGCAUGCAAUAUAGGUUGGUUCACAAUAGCCGUUAUACCCAUGAGUAAAUGCCUGUUAACCACGGGGAAGCAACGUUUCUGGUGUCCCAUUUUCCCAAAAUGAAAUUAUUAACGGGAAAAUUUCCAUGGAUACAUCAAAAAGAACAGAAGAUGAUGAUAACAAACUAAGAUGUUGAUUCUUCCAUACAUUUCUUUUAAAUUAGAAUCCUUGCGCCGCGAGCCCCUGUCUGAACCACGGAACAUGCUACAUGGGAUAUACUGAGAAAAAAUACGUUUGUGUUUGCCCAGCUGACUUUAGAGGUGAAAACUGCGAAGGUAAAACGUGUUCUGCUAACUUCAGUACAACCUUGUAUUUGCUAAAAUUCUUUUAUUUAUAACAAGGGUUUAUGACACACAUAAACAAGUAUUAUGAAACAAUGCAAGAAGAUCCUCCGGGACGACAGUGAAGUUUUGCAGAAAAUGCAAUUAAUUUCAAGACGCUGUUAAAGUCUUUUUGUUGUUGUUUUUUUUCGGGUUGAAACUUGCAGAAGAGCGUGCUAUUUGUAAUUUUUUGUUGCCACCCUUAACUUCCAACAUUCGGGGUGGAACCCCACUUUACGAACACCCAUAUAUUAGGACAGUUUCGUUUGUCGUAACCAAUCAAAUCAGCAUCAAUCCCAAACUUUCAAUGCUCCCCCGCGGGGUAGUGCCUAAGAAAGGUGGCAUCUGGUGCCUUAUCACUGAUAUCUCUUCUCUCCUCGGUUCUUCAAUUUAUUAUUACAUACCUAAGGAAGCCUUCACUUUGCACUACGCUACCUUCCACCAAGCUCUCUCUCUAGCUGCACAUCAUCACGGCCCUCAUGGCCAAACUUGAUCAAAUACGCCUUCCGACACUGACCAGUCUGCCCGGAGAACUGCGAACCACUCAGCAUCCAGUGGCAGGGCAACUUUUACAUCGAUCUUUGCCACCCCUUCGGCUUGCGAUCCCAUUCCUUGCCCCUUGCCCUUGCUUCUGUAAUCUCUUGGCCGACGCCUUUGAGUGGCUUCUGAAGAACAACUAUCACAUUCAAGACCUCAUGCAUGAAAGUGAUAACUAUUUUACGGUUGGUUCUCCCAAUUCGUCGGUGUGCGCCCAGAAUGUGGAAACCAUCCCUGAUGUAGCUUCUCAAGUGGGCAUACCCUUCCCCCCCAUACAAACUUGUAGGACCCACCACCCGUUUGGUUUUUCUAAGUAUCCUCACCUUACUUGCUGAAUCGGAAUUCCUCCCCCCGACCAGCAAUGUUAUCUCCAUAAAUAUAGGUCUCAAAACAGCUCUAUACUGAGCAUAAACAAUUCCAAAGACUUCCUAAAGAUUCAUGUGUAUUUCUAACCUGAAUUUAUUGAGAAAAGCUCAGAUCAUUAGCUCAUAAAACCGGACCAUUCACCCAAAGAUUUCAAAAAAAGCCAAUCACAUGUUACCCGGAUACUUUAAUACAUUCUCAAAAGUCUCCAGGGCGUUUUUCCAGUUCGCUAAGAUUCGCAUCAGAAUCAGAAUGUUCUUCGCCCCGGUUUGCCCUUUUUACAAAAAUAAUGGUAAAGUCAUCUUCAUCCGUCUGACAGUUUACAAUUUCUAUGCGGUGCACUCGGCAUAUUGAAUAAUGAAGCUCCAGUAUGUUGUGAAAAUUAUCAGUCUAAAAUUAAUUGGACACCUUCCCUCUGUAGUUGCGUUAUGGUUAUCAUGCAGCCAUUUAAAGAAGGGAGACCCUACAACAGUAAGUGGAAAUUACAAUAUUGAUCCAGAUGGCGAGGGAGGUCUGGAGCCAUUCUCAGUGUACUGUGACAUGACCAACAAGAAUGGAGUUGGUGUGACAGUCAUAAGUCACGACAGUGAGAGCAGGACUAUUGUGGAUGGAUAUGAAGAUAAAGGUAGUUACUCACGUGAUAUUAAUUACACAGGAGCGAGUCUAUCUCAGCUGGCCGGUCUCACCAGUGUCUCCUUACACUGCGAAGAGUUUAUCAAGUACGAGUGUCACCACUCAGUUUUUUGGUAUUACGCCAAUCCAUAUGGAUGGUGGGUGUCACGUGAUUCUACUAAGAUGACCUAUUGGGGUGGAGCAUCGCCAGGAAGUGGCAAGUGUGCAUGCGGGAUGAACAACUCAUGUGCAGCAAACGGGCGCUGCAACUGUGAUGCGAAUGACAAUGUAUGGCGUGAAGACAGCGGUCUCCUCACUGACAAGACAACGCUUCCAGUAAAACAGCUCAGGUUUGGUGAUACAGGUGAAAGUCAUGAGAAAGGUUACCACACUCUUGGAAAAUUCAAGUGUUAUGGCACAGCAUAA
Porites lobata is the source of this 2527-nucleotide messenger RNA. NCBI's taxonomy places the organism in Eukaryota, Metazoa, Cnidaria, Anthozoa, Scleractinia, Poritidae. The record is from the annotation of a GenBank genome assembly.